This is a messenger RNA of Tribolium castaneum (red flour beetle), 6381 nucleotides long. RefSeq lists its product as uncharacterized. Gene Ontology annotation, molecular function: serine-type endopeptidase activity; protein binding. Lineage: Eukaryota; Metazoa; Arthropoda; Insecta; Coleoptera; Tenebrionidae. The record is from RefSeq and is a predicted model, not a curated record. Gene Ontology annotation, biological process: proteolysis. The transcript has 31 exons.
GUUUUCAGUCAAGUCGUAAUUGAGCAAGCGAACAACUCAACAACAAAAUUUACAAAUUACACGUUUCCGAGUAGCUGCGAUACGAGGGGAAUUCCGUUUACACAGCACCACAAGAAAGAUUGAGCAGAAACGAGUUGUCUUCGCGAUAAACCAAUGCGACCUCCAUUCCGGGUCAUCCUAAGUGUAAAAUUGUUUAUCCAAUACACAAUCAUGUUGAAAUAGUAGUGACCACAAUACAAAACUGUGCAUUUGCAAUUACUUUGUUUAUGAAAAUGUGCAAUGCAACACUAAUCCAAGUAAUUUGUUUAUUCCUUGCCAUCCAAAUAGUGCCCAGCUUCAGUUUUCAUCAAAGUAAUAUCACAAGACGCGAAGCCAAGGAAUGUCCAAGGAACAGUUUCGCGUGCAAAUCCGGCGAAUGCAUCGACGAGGACAAGGAAUGCGACGGCGGCGUCGACUGCAAAGACGCCAGUGACGAAAGCAACGCCUGUGCCAGGAUCAAGUGUCCAAUUUCGGCGUUUCGCUGCGACUACGGUGCGUGCAUUUCUGCGGACCUGGAGUGCGACGGGAAACCCGACUGUCGAGACGGCUCCGACGAAAAGACCCCCAACUGCCAAAUCAUCGACGAAACGUCCCCAAUUUGCAAGAGCAACGAAUUUCGAUGCAGUUCUGGCGAAUGCAUCGACGAGGAUAACAAAUGCGACGGAAUUGCACAGUGUUCGGACCGGUCGGACGAAAUCAGAGCCACUUGUUGGAACCUGCGGUGUCCGAUUUACAGCUACAAGUGCAAAUAUGGGGCUUGUGUUAGCGGGAACGCGGAAUGUAACGGCAAGAUUGAGUGCCAGGAUGGGUCCGAUGAGGACCCCAAUAUUUGCAAAAACAGCACAGUGCUGACCCCGACCCCAUCACCCGUGGUACCCCGACCUGGAGCGAGGGGUCGGUGCGUUUUGCCGAACCAUCCCGAGUUCGGAAAAUGGAGUAUUUUCGGGCCGGAAAACUUGUCCCCUGGGGCCACGGUGAAUCCAGGGACGAUUUUAAAUAUAGUCUGCCAAAAUGGCUACAAACUGGAAGGGAAUUCGGUGAUUUAUUGCGCGAAUGGGCAAUGGACCGAGAAUAUUGGAGUUUGUCUAAAAUUGUGUUCACCUUUGUCAAGUACCAAAGUCAUGACGGUCACUUGCACGUAUCCCAAUAAUAAAGGAGAAGGGAACUGUACCAAUGCAAUUGAUGGUACUCUUGCAAGGUUCAAGUGUGAACCACUCUACGAAGAUCCAAACUUGCAGAGAAUUCCAGGACGGGUUUGUCGCGAUGGUACCUGGGACAACAGCUCACCUGAGUGUGUACCAGUUUGUGGGCAGAAAUCGGUCGAGGUGCAGAAACUGAUCGUCAACGGCAAGACAGCGAAACGAGGGACGUACCCGUGGCAAGCGGCUUUGUACACCCGCGACAAGAAGGAGUUAAUUUGUGGCGGAUCUUUGAUAAAACUGAAUAUGAUAAUCACAGCUGCGCAUUGUGUAACCGAUCAACAGGAACGAGCGCAGCCUCUUCCCAAAGAAAACUACAUCGUUGCGUUGGGGAAAUACUACAGGAAAUUUGAUGAUCCACGCGAUUCCAAAGAAGCGCAAUUUUCGGAGCUGAAAAAAAUAAUUGUCAAUGAGAAAUACAGUGGUCCGAUACAAAAUUUCGGUUCGGAUAUCGCUCUCCUAAUCACUAGCACUGUUUUUGUGCCGUCACUAAGAGUACAACCUGUUUGCAUGGACUGGAAUCUUCAAUUCAAAAUAGGGGACGACCAAGUUUUCGGUUAUGUGACUGGUUGGGGGUAUACAGUUGAGGGCUCGAAUCCGUCCGAGGAGCUGAAGGAGCUGAAAGUUCCCCUUAUUCCUGAAUCCAAGUGUCGGAAAGACUUACCAGUUGAUUACGACAGGUACUACACUUACGAUAAGUUGUGUGCCGGCUACCUCAACUCAAAUACUUCUGUUUGUCGGGGCGACAGUGGCGGAGGUUUAGUCGUAAAACGCAACGGUGACCGAUUUUACCUCACUGGAAUUGUAAGUCUUUCCCCGACUUCACCACGGGAGAUCGACGGCUGUGAUAGUCAACAGUACGGACUUUAUACGAAAGUUGCAGCUCAUACGGAGGACUUUAUUUUGAAAAAAGUGACAGAAUAUGGAAUAAAUGCGCCCUUUUUGUUAUUUAUUUCUGCCAACCUUCUGUUGGUGCCAAGGUCAAUCGAACCAGUAUCGCAGCUCAACGGGAAUUCCAAAGAAAUUUCGGAUUACUCUCACAUUAUCACAUUUCCCCAGCUUUCCGAGGUCAUCAAAUCAACAUCAAGAAUAAUAAUAUGGAACAAAAUCAGUGAGAUGUUGUGUGUAACGUUUGUGCUUGAGCUAGUUUGUUUAUUUACUUCCGUUAAGUACACAAUAGCCAGUUUCACAAUUUUGGAAUACUCCAAUUCCACCUUGCACAGACAUCGGAGACAAAAUGGUUGCGUUUUGCCACAACAUCCGACAAACGGCCAAUGGUCAAUUUACAAAUCAAACGCCCGAUUUUCACCUGGAGAAUCCAUACCUUCGGGCAGUAUUUUGCAAGUUAAGUGCGACCAAACCUACAAACUAGACGGAGACGCUACUAUUGUCUGCAUCAACGAAAAAUGGACAUCCGAAGUAGGCGUUUGCCUGAAAACAUGUCCCCCGUUGUACAGCACAACGAUAAUGAAAGUGACUUGCACUUACAACAACCAGAAAAAUGAAAAUUGCACUGAGGCAAUUGAUGGUACUACUGCUAGUUUUGAAUGUGCGGAUUUCUACGAAGAUUUAGGCCUAGAUCUGCACCCGGUCCAUUUGUGUUUUAAUGGGUGAUGGAGUCACAAUAUCCCCGAAUGUGUCCCAAAAUGUGGCCAAAAGUCGACCAGAAAUAACCCGACACUGAUCGUAAAUGGGACUAAUGCAAUUCGGGGAGACUACCCUUGGCAAGUAGCUUUGUACAACAAGACGUCCAAAGUGCUACUUUGUGGAGGCUCUUUACUGAAUCAAAGAGUGAUAUUAACCGCUGCUCAUUGCAUAACGGACGACACUGGUAAAUUACUGAAUAAAGAAACGUACACAGUGGCAGUAGGCAAAUACUACCGCAAAUAUGACCACUCAGAGGACGUAAAUAAAGCGCAAUUUUCGGAAAUCCAUGAAAUGUUCACAACGAGGAAGUACAAAGGACACAUACAGAAUUUUUUCGGCGACAUUGCUAUCAUAGUUACGAAAAAAAUAUUUUUCCUGUCAGAUCGAGUCCAACCGGUUUGCAUAGACUGGGGGUUCAAGUAUCAAAGAAAGCUUCUGAACCCCAACGUGUCUAAAUAUGGCUACGUGUCUGGAUGGGGCUACACCGCCGAAUACAAAAACCCCUCCGAGGUACUCAAAGAACUGAAAGUCCCAAUAAUCACAAACGACCAGUGUGACACCGAUUUACCGGAAGAUUACCAAAAAUUCAUGACUGAUGAUAAGAUUUGUGCGGGAUUUUUAAAUGCUCGCACGUCUGUUUGUAGCGGUGACAGUGGUGGUGCUUUAGUAACAGAAUAUAAAGGUAGGUACUACGCUGUUGGAAUUGUGAGUCUAUCGCCACAAGCACCAACCGAAGAAGGUGGUUGUGAUAGUCAACAAUACACCCUCUUCACUAGUGUUUACUACUACAUCAACGAACUGAUUUUUGAAAAAGAAGCCCGAUACAGACCAUCACAUUCGGAAAUUGCGAGUUGCGAAGAAGACUCCAAAUGUCAACCUGAACCCGUGACCACAACUACGACCACGACAACGACACCAAAACCAGUCACAGAACCAACAACUCCAAAUUGCGUUUUGCCCGAGCAUCCGGCCUCAGGCCAAUGGUCGAUCUACGGUGUCCAAACUAAAUUUACCCCAGGACAGUUCGUAUCACCCGCAACAGUGCUGGAAGUAACUUGCCAGAAAGACUACAAAUUGAACGGAAACAACCUCCUGAUUUGCCACAACGGCAAGUGGUCACCCGAAAUCGGAAAAUGUUCAAAGACUUGCCCCCCGGUGCAAAGCACCCCUUCAACUGUGAUAACUUGCACUUACAAAAACAACGAAACUGACUGCAGCAGUCCUCCGGAUGGUACCGUCGCUAAAUACACCUGUGCCCCCUUUUAUGAGAGUACCGAAACGACGAAAAAUCCGGUCAGGGUGUGCAAAAACGGGUCGUGGGAUUUGUCCAAGCCUGAAUGCGUUCCGAUUUGUGGGAAGAAAUAUGUGCGAGCACAAUCUUUGAUAGUGAACGGGAGGAAAGCAAAAGGCGGCGAACAUCCCUGGCAAGUGGCUAUUUACCGAAAUAACAAAUUUAUUUGUGGUGGAGCUUUAAUUAGCGAAAAUCUUAUACUCACUGCCGCACAUUGCGUACGUUAUGAGAACCGUGAAGCAAACGUUGAUGAGUUUACUGUUGGCGUUGGCAAGAAUUCGAUUCGUUUAGACGACACAUCUGAUGUCCACGCACAGUUUUCUGGGUUGCAGGACAUCAUCGUCCCGAAACAAUUCAAUGGGCUUUACACUAAUUUACUGGCAGAUAUAGCACUUCUAGUUAGUAAAAAGAACUUCACAAUUUCGUUUUCUGUACAACCGGUGUGCCUGGAUUGGGCUAAUUCGAUUAAUUUGACACACAAUUCCAAGGGUUACAUCUCAGGUUGGGGCUACACGGCUGAAGGAACAAAACCGGCUGAUGAUUUACAAGAACUGGAAGUGUCAAUUGUGUCGAAUCAAGACUGUUCCCAACUUUUAACGGAAGAAUUAAAACCGUUCUUGACUUUCGAUAAAAUAUGUGCAGGGGACCCAACUCACAAUGCCAGUGCGUGCAAUGGAGACGCCGGUGGUCCUCUCGUUGUGAAACACAACGGUAGGUUUUACAUUAAUGGAAUUGUGAGUAGUGCUGAAGCUGAUCACACCAGUGGCCGGUGCAGAAGUGAUCAAUACGGACUUUUCAUCAAAGUUUCGGAAUACCAAUCGUUCAUUUUGGAAACUAUGGCCAAAUACAAUCCACGCUCAAGCACCCCCGAAAUAACAUCACCCAAACCUCCACCACCACCCCCGGAAAAGCCUGAAAAUUACUGCAUUCUACCAAAUUACCCCGACUUUGGCAGAUGGGCACUGUUCGCGUCCGGCAGUCAUUCCCCCGGAAUGUCAGUAGUAGCGGGCACUAUUUUACAAGUGACUUGUCAAAACAGAUACAAAUUAGACGGCGAUUCGAUCAUUCUAUGCGACAAGGGACAAUGGUCCUCCGAAAUCGGCAAAUGUUUACGAACAUGUCCUUCGAUACUCACGACUAACAAACUGCAAGCAACUUGCGUUUUCAAAGGCAAAGAAUCGGAAAAUUGCACGGAACCGAUCGAGGGUACGCAAGUCAAGUACCAGUGUGCCCCAUACUAUGAGGAUAAAAACUUGGCACAAUAUCCCGUCGGGAACUGUAAAGAUGGUACCUGGGACCGGGCAACCCCCAAUUGUGUCCCGAUCUGUGGUGUGAAGUCCGUCCAACCCCAACAGUUGAUAAUCGGCGGAAACGUGGUCAAAAAAGGGGACUAUCCUUGGGUUGUGGCGAUUUAUCACGGACCUCAGAAAGAUUUCAUUUGUAGUGGGACUCUAAUAAGUGAAAAAAUAAUCCUAACGGCGGCACUCUGUGUAACCAAUUCCGGCGGUAAAGUUCGGGAUAAGAGUGAUUUUGCAGUGGCUGUUGGAAAAUACUAUCAAGAAUUUACCGAUUCCCGCGAAAAAAUUAGCAACGUUCAAUUCUCUGAUCUUGAGGCAAUUCACGUUCCUGAUUAUUACCGAGGCCUUGACCAAAAUUACUACGGCGAUAUUGCCGUUCUGGUGGCGAAAAAAAGUUUCACGUUUACGCAAACAGUUCAGCCUGUGUGUGUCGAUUUCGCGGCAAACUAUGACAACAAAAAUCUUACAGGAUUUGUGACAGGGUGGGGUUUUACGAAGGAAAAUGGAGGCGUAUCUGACGAACUCAAAGAGCUCAAAGUGUCUUUAGUUAGUGUAGCGGACUGCAGGAAAGAGUUGCCCUCAGAGUUUCAAAAAUACCUACUUACUGAUAAAAUAUGCGCAGGAUACAGAAAUAAAGGAUUGUCAGUUUGUAAAGGAGACAGUGGAGGAGGUUUAGUUGUCAAGUCUUCAACUACUGGUAGAUACAACCUUGCUGGUAUUGUAACUGUGGCUCCAAACAGUCCUUCAGGGGGCUGCAAUAGUCAACAGUAUGCUCUGUACACGACAAUCUCCCAUCACUACGAAAAGUUUCUCUCAGGGAAAAUAAACAAUCGCUAGAGUUAUUUUAAAAUUUUAAUCAGCCUGAUUUAUUUUCUAUCGUAAAUAAAGUCAUUAGUACUGAAAAGUA